GGUGGAAAACGAAGCGGUUACAAGAGGGAUGAGAUAUCACGGCACAGAAACCAGCGCUCUUCGUUCAUCCUGAUAAAUUUUUGCAGCAGCAAAUUCGCCAACACCUCUCUAUUUGUUAUUCAAUUGGAAGCUCUGAAGCCAUUGAAGAGACGCUGUUGAGUGGAAUGCAUGGCAUCUCCAGCAACAGCAGAUAUCUGUGAUGCAAACGCAGCACAUGUGGCAAGCGGGGAUCUGCGAGUACUGCAAUCAGUAUUCGAGAUCUACGGGCAACGGCGGGCGUUUUCGGGGCCGGUAGCAACGGUCAAGGUGUUUGAAGACAAUGUUUUGGUGAGACAGUUGCUUGAAAGCCAAGGUGAGGGUAGGGUUCUGGUGGUAGAUGGGAAUGGGAGCAGGAGAUGUGCAUUGUUGGGAGGGAAUCUUGGGCAGUUGGCUCAAAACAUGGGGUGGGCUGGCAUUGUUGUGAAUGGUUGCAUAAGAGAUGUUGAUGAGAUAAAUGUUUGUGAUGUGGGGGUGAGGGCAUUGGGGGCAAAUCCAUUGAAGUCAAACAAGAAAGGGAUGGGAGAAAAGCAUGUGGCUGUACAAAUUGGUGGGACUCUGAUUCAUGAGGGGGAGUGGCUGUAUGCAGAUAGUGAUGGCAUUUUGGUGUCCAAAUUUGAGCUGUCUGUAUGAAUAUUGAAUACAUAGAUAGCUGCUGAUUGAGCAUCAUGCACAAACUCUGUUCUGGUCUCAAUUGGUUGUUUCUUAGGCUUCUGGCUCUACUUAUGUUUAUGUGAACUAUUUCAUAUUUCUUUACCCAAUAUGUAACAUUCAAUGUAUUUGUGAUUCCAAAUGAAAGGAUGAUUCGAAAUUGAGUGUUGGUUUGUUCGUUUGUUUUGGAA
Momordica charantia (bitter melon) is the source of this 878-nucleotide messenger RNA. Its product is annotated as Ribonuclease E inhibitor RraA/Dimethylmenaquinone methyltransferase. Lineage: Eukaryota; Viridiplantae; Streptophyta; Magnoliopsida; Cucurbitales; Cucurbitaceae. Gene Ontology annotation, biological process: regulation of RNA metabolic process. Gene Ontology annotation, molecular function: ribonuclease inhibitor activity. The record is from RefSeq and is a predicted model, not a curated record.